Acanthochromis polyacanthus (spiny chromis) is the source of this 6291-nucleotide messenger RNA. Its product is annotated as adenylate cyclase type 1-like. The record is from RefSeq and is a predicted model, not a curated record. Gene Ontology annotation, biological process: intracellular signal transduction; cAMP biosynthetic process; adenylate cyclase-activating G protein-coupled receptor signaling pathway. The transcript is spliced from 20 exons. Bases 586 to 3969 code for a protein of 1127 amino acids. Gene Ontology annotation, cellular component: plasma membrane. Gene Ontology annotation, molecular function: adenylate cyclase activity. Lineage: Eukaryota; Metazoa; Chordata; Actinopteri; Pomacentridae.
UGUCUUCACCUAACCACUGACAUUUCACUGAAGCAAAUGAAACCAGGAGGGCAACACACGGUACAAUGUAAUAUCUGCUGUAUGGAUUUGUGACAGAUUAGAGGAAAGAAGUGAAAGUAGUGAGGGACUAUCAAAAAUGUUUUGGUUAUACGGUGUGUUCGCUGCUGACCCUCGUGGUAAGAUGUGGUUAUCAACAUAGGCAAGCUGAUCCUGAGUCCUAGUGGAGCGCAGAAUCACCAGUUACCCAGUCUGAGAGGCAAGGCAGGUGGUCCGAGAAGGAGAGAGGGGAGAGAGUGGGAGAGAGAGAGAGAGAGAGAGAGAGAGAGAGAGAGAGAGAGAGAGAGAGAGAGAGAGAGAGAGAGAGAGAGAGGCAUAUUGGUCGGGCUACUUUCCUGACGACACACCAACAAUCGUCAACCUGUGGAUAGAGCGUGCACGUUACUCUGCCGUCUCCUCCGCUGCCACCCUCUCCCCUCUGACACCCAGCCCAUUCAGCACGCAUGAACUGGGAGAGGGUGCCGGUUCGAUUCCAGACAGGAGGAGAGGAACCGAAAAGUUGAGGGGUCGUGCGCCAUCCCCCGCUUCAUGAAUGGCCGGAACAUGGAGGAGAUGCCAUUCGAAAGAGUCAAGACGCGGCGGAGGAAGGGUCACUGCCCAGCCAGUGCACCCCUGGGCGCCAUCGCAUGCGAGGACGAGUUCAACAGCCAAGAACUGGAGGCUCUCUUCCAGAACUACAACCUGAAACUGGAGCAGACCGCCACCCUCAAAGCGCUGGCGGUACUCAUCGUGGCCGCGUCGUCGCUCUCCCUGGUGGAGCUACUGUCCAGCCCACGUCUCACCUUGUCCAAGGGCUCCUACCCGGUGCACUGCGUGGUGUUCCUGUCGCUGUUCAUCGUCACCAACGUCAAGUACCUGCAGGUGACACAGCUGCAGCAGAUAGCGAAGCUGGCCCUGCUGUUCAGCUUCACCUUUGCUUUGCUCUGCUGCCCGUUCCCGCUGGCACUCGGCACAUCGGAGCUGGUGGACGCCGCUGCCCCUGAGCAAGGCGUGUGGCAGCUCAUGCUCGUAACCCUCGUGGCUUACGUGCUGCUGCCAGUGCGGACGCUGCUGGCGGUGCUGUUUGGGGUGAUGCUGGCUGCAUCCCACUUCAUUGUCAUUGCGACGUCGGUCACGGGGAGGAAACAGAGGCUGUGGAGACCGCUGGUGGCCAAUGCGGUGCUGUUUACCAGCGUUAACUUGUCAGGCGUGUUUGUGAGGAUUCUCACUGAACGUACCCAGAGGAAAGUCUUCCUGCAAGCCCGCAACUGCAUCGAGGAGCGGCUCAGACUGGAGGAUGAAAAUGAGAAACAGGAACGUCUACUAAUGAGCCUACUGCCCAGGAAUGUUGCCAUGGAGAUGAAGGAGGACUUCCUGAAGCCGCCUGAGAGAAUCUUUCACAAGAUCUACAUCCAACGUCAUGACAAUGUCAGCAUCUUGUUUGCAGACAUCGUGGGUUUCACCAGCUUGGCUUCUCAGUGUACUGCUCAGGAACUGGUCAAGCUGCUCAAUGAGCUUUUUGGGAAGUUUGAUGAACUGGCUACAGAGAACCACUGCAGGCGUAUCAAGAUACUGGGGGACUGUUACUACUGUGUGUCAGGACUGACACAGCCCAAGGCAGACCAUGCCCACUGCUGUGUGGAGAUGGGGCUGGAUAUGAUUGACACAAUCGCGUCGGUGGUGGAGGCGACAGAGGUGGAUCUGAACAUGCGUGUGGGUCUGCACACAGGACGGGUGCUGUGUGGCGUGCUUGGCCUCAGGAAAUGGCAGUAUGACGUCUGGUCAAACGAUGUCACACUGGCAAAUGUGAUGGAGGCCGGAGGGCUGCCUGGCAAGGUGCACAUCACAAGGACCACCCUGGAGUGUCUGAACGGAGACUACGAGGUGGAACCGGGCUUUGGCCACGAGAGACAUGCAUUUCUACAGAAGCAUCACAUAGAGACAUUCUUCAUCGUGCCAUCACACAGACGCAAAAUCUUCCCUGGUCUUAUUUUAUCAGACAUCAAACCAGCCAAGAGGAUGAAGUUUAAGACGGUGUGCUACCUGCUGGUGCAGCUCAUGCACUGUAGAAAGAUGUUCAAGGCUGAGAUCCCCUUCUCUAACGUCAUGACCUGCGAGGAUGACGACAAGCGGCGAGCCCUGCGAACUGCGUCGGAGAAACUGAGGAGUCGGACGUCCUUCUCAGCCACCGCCGUGCAGCAUUCACCAGGAACACGAGUCAACCGCUACAUCGGGCGGCUCAUUGAAGCGCGGCAGACCGAGUCCAAGACAUCAGACCUCAACUUCAUCACCCUGUUCUACAGGAGCAGAGACAGGGAGCGCAGGUAUCACCAGGUUUAUGAUGACCAUUUCAUCAGCGCAGUGGUUCUUUCACUGAUCCUUGCUGCUUUAUUUGGCCUUAUCUAUCUGCUAAUGAUCCCACAGGGGAUGCUGGUGCUGCUGUUGCUGGUGCUGUGUGUGUGUUUCCAUGUGGCCUGUGUCAUGUACCUACACCUCACCAGUGUUCAGUGCCAACCAGGCUGCCUCACCAUCCAGAUCCGAACGGUGCUGUGUGUCUUCCUUGUUCUGCUCACUUACUCUGUAACCCAGGCCUGUGUGGUGGGUUGUGUUCCUUGGGGAAGACUUGUGAUGAACUCUAACCACUCUGUGGAGGAUGCCCCUGCAGACUCUCCUGGAGUUGGACCCACCAACAGCACUACAGUGGACAGAACUUGCCCUAACAUGGCAUACGCCCUGCUGUCCUGCGUGGCCGGCACUCUCACCAUGGUGCCCUAUCUCCGAGUCUCCUCACUCCCGAAGAUCCUCCUGCUCCUCCUCCUCUCUGUCACCUACACCAUUGUCAUGGAAAUCGGCGGCUACCGCCAAGCUGUGGGCGUUGGUUUUCUCCAUACAAAAGGUUAUGAUCCUGUGUUGGCAGUUCUGUUGUUUUGUGGAGCUCUGGCUCUUCAUUCGAGACAACUGGACCUUAAGCUGCGGCUCGACUAUCUCUGGGCAACUCAGGCGGAGGAGGAGAGAGACGACAUGGAGAAGGUGAAGCUGGACAACAAGAGGAUCCUGUUCAACCUGCUGCCAGCUCAUGUGGCUCAACACUUCCUCAUGUCAAACCCCAGGAAUAUGGACCUGUACUAUCAGUCCUAUGCUCAGGUUGGAGUGUUGUUUGCCUCUAUCGCCAACUUCAAUGACUUCUACAUUGAGUUGGACGGCAACAACAUGGGAGUCGAGUGUCUGAGGCUGCUCAAUGAGAUCAUCGCCGACUUUGAUGAGCUGAUGGAUAAAGAGUGCUACAGGGAUAUCGAGAAAAUCAAAACCAUCGGCAGUACAUACAUGGCUGCAGUAGGGCUGGUUCCUACAACUGCUUCCAAGGCGAAGAAGUCCAUCACCUCACAUUUAUGCACAGUGUCAGAUUUUGCCAUCGAGAUGUUUGACGUCCUUGAUGCCAUCAACUACCAGUCCUACAAUGACUUUGUCCUGAGAGUAGGUAUCAAUGUGGGCCCGGUGGUGGCAGGAGUGAUCGGCGCCAGGAGGCCUCAGUAUGACAUCUGGGGGAACACAGUGAACGUAGCCAGCAGGAUGGACAGUACUGGAGUACAAGGAAAGAUACAGGUGACAGAGGAUGUCUAUCGCCUCAUCACCGAUCACUACAACUUUGUGUGCCGUGGCCAGGUUAGCGUGAAGGGUAAAGGUCAGAUGCUUACAUACUUCCUGGAGGGGCGCAGACAGACCAGCAGGGCAUCUCAAACCCAACAGCAGCCUGGCAAUGCUGAGCGCCGAUCGAGUGUGCUCACCCACAGCAGCGUGUGCACCAGGCUGAGCCCCGCUCCGACCGUGACCACAUACUCCACCAUCAGAACAAGCAGCCCAAGCAUGGCUAAACCAACAACCUCCACCAGCACCACCAGGUACCUGCCCUCUGUGUCCACAGCCAUGGUGUGAGGGACACUGUCUCCAUGGUGACCAUGGAAAAUAAGAGUGGAGAUGGAUAAAUAGCUGAAAUGGCAGUAAGAAGGCUGUAGCAGAGAAAGCUUAUUAAAGAGGAAACGUUGUUCUCCACUCUUCUUCUACUGUCUGUGGAACGCAGGGAGCUUGAGACAGUAAUCGUCGGGACUCAGGCUUGGACUAUGUUUUGGACUGAUUCGGUGGCGGCCUGGAUCAGAUUGUCCGUCCACACUCAAGUCCUGUUUGUUGUUUCACACUGCAGGGUGUCAUGAGCAGGGUACAGGAUUUUUUAGCCACGUUGCUCUGUCAUCAAUCAAAGGCCAAGGAUGUCUCCUGGAUUUCAGAGUCAACUGCCAAAACUGUACCCACUACUAUAAUAUACUAUAUCAAAAUAAAAACACAUCACAAUGCAUAAUUGAUAGUGUAGCACACAAGCCUCUUACAACAGCCACACCCAGAAAUUCCUUUAACAACUUUACCUGACCCUUUUCUCUCAGUAUAAAACCAAAUCAGUGCUGUUGCCUUAGCGACCAGUCCUCACAAUGAGUUUCUUUGCCAUUAUUUGUUGUUGCCUUUGGGUUACUUUAUUGAUUUAUUGGACACCAGUUCAGAUGAAUUAAUUACAGGAGCACUGUUGUCCAAGAGAUAUGUGUUUUUGAAAUGGAUGAAGCCAAAUGCAUAAUUGUAAAAGGCAGUUAAUGGUAUAAACUUGCCAAAACACAACAGGGCAUUGCCUUCAAUCAUGUGUGGGGCAGUAUAGUACAUUUCUGCCCUUUCACUAAAAACCUCAAACAGCACAUGAGGUAAAUUCUUGACUCCCCGAGAAGAGUGCUCGGUGUCUAAGUGCAUGAUGCCACUGCUGCAUUCAGUCAUGUUUGCUGUCUGUUUCCCUGUGAUGCUUGACUUCCAGAUUCUUCCUCGUCAAAGUGUAGCAAUAAAGCGGUUUGUCUCCUCUCUCAGCCUAUUCACCCUUUGCAUGCUGUAUUCAGCUGGAUCCUACUUUGACCUGAUAGUGUUUGUAGCCAAUAGAGUGUGCAUAGCUAGCCACACCAGUCUGUAUAUCUGUGGAGUAGAAGCAUGACUUAGAAAACCUAUUUUCUGUAUUGUGCGGGUGUGAUUCCUUCUUUCUCAUCAAAAUUAUAUUUAAAAAAGAAAACUUUUUUCUGCGUGCUUGUUUAUGAAGAAAUAUUUUCUAUUGUUGAAAUAUUCUGUUCUACUAUUUUUAUGAACUAAAGCUGCUUUGGUAAAGAAAAGAAAACUUAUGUUUAUGAGAAGACACCCAAACCUCCGUGUCUGGUUUCCUCAUGCAAACCCAGAUGAUUUAUUUUAUGGUAUAGCAUGCUACUCACAGUACAGCUUACCACAGCCAUUAACUCUCCUCUAAUCUGUUCUAGCAUGCACUGCCUGCAAGCCUGUGGCUCUUACAUGCAUGCUUUGAUGAAAAACUAAUGCAGGCCAAGCAGCGGACACACAGUGACUCUGUUUUAAUGUAGUCCUCAUGCAUGCGCUGAAGGUAGCGGUCCUCUUGAAUGUAAGGUGCUUUAAGGUCUUCUUCAUGAGCUUGGUGUGCAAACCUUUUUGAGGACAUAUUUCAGGAUAGAUUGACAUCAGGCCGGGGUUUCCUCCUCCUCCCCGCUCCUGCUGUAGUCAACAGGUAGCUGGUUUUCAAAUGUGCCAACCUAUUUUCGUAAACAUAUCAAACUUUUUGUGUUGAGCUGUAGCACAACUGAAUGCGUGGCUAUGGUUAUUGUGUAUUUCCUUUUGUUGAAUGCCUGUAUUUUUUUACUGUUUGAGCUGUUCAUUAACAGUUUUGUAAAUCAAAAUGAUAGCAAGUGUUGAUUUUGGAGAGAUUUAUUUGGACACCAUAAAAUGACCGAAAUUAUGUUUACUUCUUAUCAUAUUUAAAAUAGAUUCCAAUCUAUAUAGUAGCUUGAUUACUUACUUUAAGUUUCUAAGAGGUUUAAAAUGAGGAUUUUUAUACACUUGCUUUAAACAGUUGAAAGGAAGUUGAUGGAAAGGAGUUGUGUACAAUAUUUUUCCUGUAAAUUGGAUAUUUUCAUACUGUAUGAUACGGGUUUCAAUUGUUAUAUGUAGGUAUUACUAGCUAUUAUUGUACAUUGUAGAGUCUUUUUCAGAGAUAUAUUAUGAAUGAUCCGAUAUUUGUCAAGUUCUUUUGUUGAAGAUGUAUUUAUUGAGAUGUUUUAUGUGAAUGUAAAUUUUGUUAAAGACAAUAUUUUAUACUAAGUGUUUGCACUGCGAUGAUAUUAACGUAUUAUGAUUAUAAAAAUAAAGCCAGUGGGGAGGCAUCUCCUGAUGUAA